AGCAAUUACAUUUAUUGGUUGGUGUGUCUGAAGAUUGCAUCGUAGUUACGCCAAUGGGAAAUAAUACAAUUAAGAAAUUCAGUUACAAUCCAAUCUAGAGAACGAAAGCAGGUGACAGAUUUGUGGCUUCUGUAUAUGAAAAACGUGCUUGCCAGUCUCGGCUGCACAUGCUAACAGGACGUGAGAUAUAUUUCUUUGUACGCACGUAGAAUGUAAUGAUGGAAUUUUGCGCGUUUGAGAAAUUGUAACUUCAGAUCAAUUUUCUCAUAUCGGUGAGACCAAUUACAUCACAAUUAAUUGACCGCUGAAAAUUUAAGACUUGAGUGAAAAACUUGUUAAAAUUGUAAGCGAGAUGCGCUUCAAAAGGCCAGUCUCAGUUAUUUUAGAUGCAAUUGCACGUCGGACAUUACGAGAACUAUUGAGGAUUACUUGCAUUUUUCUGUUCACUCCAUUCAUCGUUAUCACUCUGGCCCCUUUAUACAUUUACCGUCGUCUGGUCGAAAUCGUGCUGAAAAUUCAGUUUGGGGGCAAGUUCGUCGGUUUUUUGAAGGGCACGGAUUGCAUAUGGGCCAUCGAGGACACCGUUUCUCUGUCCGUUAUCAACACCUUGAUGAUACUGGAGAAAACGGCUCGGAAUACAAACGCGAUUUUCCUGCAGGAUUUUAGAAAAUUGCUGAAUCAUCGUAUCGUUUCAAGAGCUACCGGUACGACGCUUGAGAAGUUGUUCUAUCAGCGAAGCCAGAAGUUCGGUUACUACUUCUGGAAGAGGAACGACGAGCUCGACCUGGAACAACGGAUCAGGUGGUUGGAGUGCGAAGACAUUAAUUGUGAUGGAUCUUGCGAGGAUGUCACUAGUGAAACCUUUAGAAGAAAUUUGGGAAACGCGUGCAACAAACCGUUGCCCGACGACCAUACAGCCGCAUGGGAGAUCCUCGUCGGCAGACGUUGUGCUCGAUCCACUUCUCGUUAUCUUCAGCAUGUUGAAGAAGGCCGUUCGUCGCCCGAGGAGCGUUUUAACACUGACGUUCUGAAGAUCCCUGUCAUAUUUCGCGUUCAUCAUUCCCUCGGAGAUGGAGUGGCUCUUUUAGGCCUAUUGCUCAAAGCAAUCGCCGAAGAGGACGAAGCAAAAGUGGCGAAAAUCGAAGAUGAUAUUAGAUCAAUAAGCAAAAAUGGAAAAGAAUUCAAGGAGAUUAUUUCACCGUCGUGUGACUCAAAGAGGAAUUCCCAGGAUAAAGCGGAGAUUACGCGAUCUUAUCAGGAGGAUAUUCUGGCCGCAUCCAUGCCUUUUACUUACGUAACAUCACGAAUUUUGAGAGAUAUACGGAACCAUUUUCGUGCGUCAUUGAAACUUUCUGACAGCAUAACGAUCGAUUUGAUGAAGCAAGUAAGAGUAUCGAUCGAACGUACGUGGUUGAAUUUUAAGAAUACCGUAUUGAAACGAUCGUAUAAAAGAAUUGAAGAAGCCGCGCAACUGAUAACGAUUGCUCUUUCUGCUCCCGAGCGCUUUAUCCAACAAGCUAUUCGUAGUAUGGAUGAGAACGCUCUCCAUGGUCCACCUCAAACAGGUAAAAAGAUAGUGUUUUACUGGUUGGAAGACGUCACGAACGACGAAUCGCAGAAACUUUUGACGAAAAUUCGCGAGAUAAGAAGGAGCACAGGCACCGGAUUCGGUGACGUGGUGUUGGCAGCUUUUUCCGUUAGCGUACACAAGUAUCAUUUGCGCAUUGAUAAACCAGUACCUGAAGCAUUAACGGCUAUCCUGCCGAUAAGAAUGGCGAUGCCCGACGAAAAUAUGACGCUGGACAACAACUUCUCGGUCGCUCUCCUGCGAGUUUGCAUCUCCAGCGCGAACGGACGAACGAUGCUCGAGCCAAAUGAAAAUUCCCAAUUCUUCGAACGUCUCCGGGACAUCGCAAGAGCGAGUAACGAGCUCAAGAGGAGUCCCGACUCGCUGCUCAAUUUCUGGUUCAUGAAAUACCUAUCGGCGAUAUUGCCAGUGAGGAUUACGAGAGCCCUUCUCUCGAGCCAAAGCACGAUGGUGUUCAGCAACAUGUACGGACCGCAGAGGGUUCGUAUCCUGGACAGCUUGUUGAGCACUGUCGCUUUUUGGAUACCGAACAAGAGUACAACCGCCCUCGGCUUUUCCUUGCUAAGUUACGGAGGCAACGUACAGCUAUCUUUAAUGGCUGAUGAGUCGAUAAUAGAAAACGAGAGAUCCUUUAUGGAAAUUCUGGAAGACACCGUGCAUGAAAUACAUGCUGCAUACAAUGCUAUCACACUGAUGCAUCUUUCAAAACCAGUAAACCUUCCGGUAGAAACACCCACGGAAGAAGGAAUCGGCGUGUUUUAAGGAAGGUUUCUGAGCUGUUACUGGAAAUAUUUCAUCUAUUUUACACUUGUGAUAUGUGAAUGCAAUCAAUAAUCUAAUAAAUAACUAAAUACUAGUAAUUAAGCACUAGUAAGUAAACAAUUAAAUUAACAUGAAUAUUUAUACAAGCGGCGCAAUAUAUUUAUUAGAUAGUAUUUCUAGAUUUUUUUACAUGAGACGAGCGAUUUGCAGAUUUACGACAGACUUUUCUAUAAAUUUGUUUUCAAGUUGCAUUUUAUAAAUAAAGGGCUUUUUCAGUAA
Molecule: messenger RNA, 2629 nt
Organism: Ooceraea biroi (clonal raider ant)
Lineage: Eukaryota; Metazoa; Arthropoda; Insecta; Hymenoptera; Formicidae
Biological process (GO): triglyceride biosynthetic process
Cellular component (GO): plasma membrane
Source: RefSeq, a predicted model, not a curated record